Messenger RNA from Megalopta genalis, 2475 nucleotides. The record is from RefSeq and is a predicted model, not a curated record. NCBI's taxonomy places the organism in Eukaryota, Metazoa, Arthropoda, Insecta, Hymenoptera, Halictidae.
CGAAGGGGAGGAAACUGUGAAUCGAAGAAAUCGAAGAAUUCAGUGGCGAUAAAUAUUUAUUACACUGCUUUCAGAUUCGACUGGUGAAUCCGCGAGACAAGACAAUCGACCUAGGCAGCGUCUCCAUCGGCAAGAUGUCAGUGAGAAAGAUCCCGGUGGUGAACGAGGGUUUAGCAGCGGUGGACGUCAGGUUCGACCUAACAGAAAAUUUGUCCGCUUACGGGAAGUAUCGGGACCGGGAGAAAUCGUGCCCGAUCAACUUGCUCGAUCUCCUCAAACCGGAAUUGGAGAAGGCCUCCGUGGUGGAGACGAAGCGUUCCUGGACAGACGAUACGGAGCUCCAGACCAAAGAGUCGAGAAUGAUGGAACUGCUGCAGAUCCAGCCAGCUUCGGUCACUCUGCAACCGAACAAAAAGAUCGACGUGAUAGUGAGAUACAAGCCUACGUUCAGAAUGCAAAGGUUCACGAAGAAGGUCAGCGUUCAGGCGGCUUCUACCAUCUUGCCGCUGUUCAUCAUGCAUGGAUGCUGCGUCGGGAUGGAAUUCCAAUUGAACGGCACUCUGUUUUCGUUCGGAACGAUCGUCGAGGGUUGCACCAAGCAGUCGAAGGUCGUUCUAAUGAAUACUGGAGACAUCGGCGCAAGGUUCAAAUGGAACACAUCGAAACUGCCGGAAGAUUAUACGAUCAGCCCGGUGUCUGGUUACUGCUCCCCCGGAAUGGAUGUCAACUUCAUUAUCAAGUUCCAACCCUCCCGGCAAAGGAGUAUAAUUGAGGGUGUGGCGACCGUGGAGAUCGAGAAGUACCAAUCCUUGAAGAUAAAAGUAAUCGGGGGCUGCUGCAAACUGCCCGCGCCAACGGAGACCGUCUUCUUCGUGUCGGUGGUGCGCGAGCAACAGACACUAGCCGUGAACGUUCCCAACGACACAAACUUCCCUUGGAAAUUAAUGCCCGAUGUAACCGGCAAUUACUUCUCCGUUGAAGAAUCUUUUCACGUUCCAGCGGGAGGAUUCGGUUCUUGCAUGGUCACUUACGCUCCUACAGUGAUGAACACCGAGGAUACCCAGCAUACGGGCACGCUCUUAAUCAAAAUUCCAGACGAAGGAAUACCCUUGAUAUACUCUCUUCAAGGUCUCAGCAUACCACCGCCGGCCCUUGCCAAAAUCCAUCGACAGUUUCCUGCCAAAACGAAGUACACCGAAUUGUUGCUCGUUCACAAUUGGCUCGGCAAGCAGCAGCGAUUUUACUGUAGCAUCGAGCCGUUGAUUGCCAACUCCGCCCAAACGACGCGAGUUCCCGUCUUCUAUUUUUCCGGGAACGAGAGGAUCGACGUUUCGCCGAACGGUCAUCGCGACUAUCGCGCGGUGUUUCACUCUUACGAGAAAUACAACUUUCGUUUCAAGGUGACGUUCACCAACGAGGAGAAGGAGUAUCAAUUUUACGAAAUCGAGUACAACGUGACCGAACCGGACGUGCUUGAAUCUAUCAAAUUGUCGACCUCGGUACGGGACCGUGUGUGUCACGAUUUGAUAGUGGAAAAUCCCCUGGAAAGCUGCUCGAUCACUUACACGGCAGAGUGCGCGGGCCCUUCCAUCGUGAUCGUAGGGACACCGAAAGUCGUGCCGCCAUUGUCAAAAGACCACGUAACCGUGCAAUAUUAUCCGAUGUUGGAAAGCGAAGAGACGAUCGUUAAGCUCGACGUUUACUGCCAAGAACUCGGCCAUUUUCCGUACGAAUUAAGAUUGAAAGCCUUACCAGCGCUUCCGGAAAAAGUGACCCGCGUGAAUGCAAUACUUGGGUCCUCUUGCACAUUUCCGCUUACGUUGCUGAAUGACACCCAGCGCAAAGCCGCAUUCACUAUCCAAAUCGACAACGAUUGUUUCACCGGUCCAAAACAGAUCGAAGUGGCAGAGCUAACCGGCGGGACGAUAGAAGUUACCUACGAGCCAUGCUGUAUCGAAAAUGUGUCUGCUACGUUAAUCGCUUCGUCUAAAACCGGAGGAGUCUUCGUGUUCCCUUUGAUCGGCACUUCCUCGUUACCAAAACCCACCGGACCUUAUAUCGUCACCCAAGAGUCGCCGGUUUCAAUUCGUUUCAAGAAUGUUUUCAAAGAACGGAAAACUUUCAACUUCUUCGUCGACGCACCCGCAAAUUUUGCGGUAACAGAAAAAUCUGUUACUUUGGACUACAAAGAAUAUAUCGAUGUCACUGUAACACUCCUUGACGAAGAAGAGAACGAUGUGGAAGAGAAGUGUAUGGUCACAGGGAAACUUUUAAUUUAUUGCACCGAUCAAAAUCUUUCUCACAUCAAUUGGGUGCACUAUCUAAGAGGAAUUUAUUCAUAAAACUAGGUUAGGAUAUUUGUUUGCGUUCAUUGAAAUGAAACAAUUAUUACGGAUGCCCAAGGCUCCCUUCUUUUUUCUAGACUACAUAUUUAUGUUCAUGUUCGAACUUCCUACGUCAGAAAUUAUUCCAUAA